Equus quagga is the source of this 2957-nucleotide messenger RNA. RefSeq names its product galectin 8 (gene LGALS8). The record is from RefSeq and is a predicted model, not a curated record. NCBI's taxonomy places the organism in Eukaryota, Metazoa, Chordata, Mammalia, Perissodactyla, Equidae. The transcript has 10 exons. Gene Ontology annotation, molecular function: carbohydrate binding. Bases 266 to 1312 code for a protein of 348 amino acids.
ACGCGGGGCGGACGGCGACGCCCGUGCGCGAAGCGGAAAUGGAGGCGGCCUGACUCCUCUCGCUUCCCGUAGUCCCCACCGCCGGCCGGAGCCAGGACGACGCUCCGCGGCAGACAAACAGCUUCGCGCGAGCAGCGCCUGCGACGCCUCUCCGCGGGGCAAGUGCCUCACUUUCGAUCUGGGAAGGCUUUAAAUAAAACUUGCUUAAAAUCUUAGCGCAUACACGGAAGAGAGACCCCAAUCAAAAAUAAGGUGGAAAAGAAGGAUGUUGUCCUUAAACAACCUACAGAAUGUCAUCUCUAACCCGAUAAUCCCCUAUGUUGGGACCAUUCCUGAGCAGUUGGAGCCUGGAACUUUGAUUGUAGUACGUGGGCAUGUUCCUAACGACUCGGACAGGUUCCAGGUGGAUUUACAGUGUGGCAGCAGUGUGAAGCCUCGAGCCGAUGUGGCCUUCCAUUUCAAUCCACGUUUCAAAAGGUCCAACUACAUUGUUUGCAAUACUCUGAAAAAUGAAAAAUGGGGAUGGGAAGAGAUCACCUAUGACAUGCCUUUCAAGAAAGAAAGAUCUUUUGAAAUUGUGUUUAUGGUGCUGAAAGACAAAUUCCAGGUGGCUGCAAAUGGAAAACAUAUACUGCUCUAUGCCCACAGGAUUAGCCCAGAGAAGAUUGACACUCUGGGCAUUUCUGGCAAAGUGAAUAUUCACUCUGUUGGCUUUAGCUUCAGUUCGGAUUUAAGAAGUACCCAAGCGUCAACUCUGGAACUAACAGAGAUAAGUAGAGAAAAUCCUAGUAAUAGAGGAGACAUUUCUAAAAUCGUACCCAGAACUGUCUACACCAAGAGCAAAGGUUCGACUGCCAGUCACACUUUGACUUGCGCCAAAAUACUACGUACCAACUGUUGGUCGAAGACUCUGCCAUUUGUUGCAAGGUUGAACUCCUCAAUGGGCCCUGGACGAACUAUCGUCGUUAAAGGAGAAGUGAAUACAAAUGCCAAACGCUUUAACGUUGAUCUAAAAUCAGGAAAAUCGAAGGAUAUUGCUCUCCACUUGAACCCACGCUUCAAUACGAAAGCAUUUGUAAGAAAUUCUUUUCUUCAGGAGUCCUGGGGAGAAGAAGAGAGAAACAUUACCUCUUUCCCAUUUAGUCCUGGGAUGUACUUUGAGAUGAUAAUUUAUUGUGAUGUUAGAGAAUUCAAGGUUGCGGUAAAUGGUGUACACAGCCUGGAGUAUAAACACAGAUUUAAAGAGCUGAGCAGUAUUGACAUGCUGGAAAUUGAUGGAGAUAUCCACUUACUGGAAGUAAGGAGCUGGUAGCUGACAUGGCUGCUACAAAAACUGAAAUAUAAAAUGGCUUAUGUAACACUGGCCUUGUUAAAAUGCAUCUCACUGUCAUUUAUGUUAUGUCAUUUAUAUAUAUUGUUAAAUUGAGGUUGCAUAACAUUAAGUCCUACUUACUGGGUGUUCUCAGUCCUUGCCAUGCAGUGUGAUUGUCUAGAACAGAAUGAGGAAAUUUGAGCCAACAGCAACUUAGAGCUAUUAUUAAGGCCUUUCUAAGCUGUCCCCCCAACCUGGCCUCUUCUUUUUUAAACCCACGUUACAUUCAACAAGUAUUUAUUAACUGCCUCUUACAAUACAGUAGCUAACAUGCGUUGAGCACUUAUUUUUUGCCAGCACCGUGCUAGGAGCUGGGGAUAUAUACACAGUGGUGCCCCAAACCAAUCUGUUCCCUGUUGUCUUGAGCUCAGAAUCUUCUGUGCUCUGCCACUGUUUUUUCGACAGGCAUUGAAUAAACUUACCACUCAGCUAGUAAAUCACCUAAAGACACUAAUUUAUAGAAUACACUACCCCUUCACCAGUGAUCGCUCUCGUAACCAGUGUUCUAUCAUGUCCCAUAACUGAAAGGAUUGAUGUUGAGCUACAUCUGGCGAUUUUCUUCAGCAUAAUAAAUAUCUAGCUCUACAGCAUUACCAAAUAAUUGACAUUAUGAAAUCUGAACAUGGCACAAAGAUUAAGGCAAAAACCAAAAACAAAUGGUGUUGAAAUUCACUUGAUAUCAAUCUCAAGGCCAUUGAUUUCUAUACCAGUAAAUGCUUAUUUUAGAAUAUUUGAAUUUAGGGUGAGUCAGAGGUCUGCACAUACUCCUACAGAAAGUUUAAGGUAGAAGCAAGAUGAAUUCAAUUUAUAAAAUGAUUAUGGGUAACAAAGCAAUGUCAAGAUUAGACUUAAUGAUUGUUUAUAAAGUAGGCACUAGGAGAAAGUAAAAUACCCCGAGACCAAUGAAGCAGAGGCAACAGAGAAAUCUGCUGCUUCUCCACAUGCAAACCAGCACUGCCUCUGCUCUUCUAAAGGUCAGUCCCUCAUCAUUAGCAACUGAGAUCCAAACAUUGUUCUUUCUAAGUGAUUAAAAUCAAACCUGCAUCAGCAGGUUAAAUUGUUGCAUUUCUGUAUUUUUUUCUCUUAAUCUUUGAAGCACUCGGCAGAAGUUCUUUGUGGAAUUCUUACAGGUCAGAACUUGUUACGGGAAAUUCCAAAGACUUGGGAGUGGGGAGGGAAAAAGCUCAGUCAGUCAGAUCAUUUUAUCAUAUUAAAUUGCUAGGCUGAAUUCUGCCAGGAUUUAGGAAUAUUUUCAUAACAGACUUUGGUUAGAUUUUAUUUGUAUCUGUAUAUCGAAAAGAAUACUAUUACCAGUCUUACUUUUUAAAAGUACUUAGUGUGGAAACUUCUAGCUCUUAAUUCUUUUCUACUUUUGCAUCUUAUUUACUAUGCUUUCUUGCCAGGCUCAAAAAAACAUUGUGGGUGGGGGUGCUGCGGAAAAGUGGUAGAAGCAGGAAGGCUCUAGAAUCCCCCAGGGUUAUUUUUUUCUUCAUUAAAGAACAUCAGAGGGCAGGACUGAGAUGUUGGAGACUGUAGGCCACUUAGGAAAAAAUAAAAGCCCACUUAACAUUGUUUCCUCUAAGGC